Messenger RNA from Neurospora hispaniola, 796 nucleotides. RefSeq lists its product as uncharacterized. The coding region runs from base 233 to 760 and encodes 175 amino acids. The record is from RefSeq and is a predicted model, not a curated record. NCBI's taxonomy places the organism in Eukaryota, Fungi, Ascomycota, Sordariomycetes, Sordariales, Sordariaceae. The transcript has a single exon.
AUACUCAAUAACCCCGUCACCCCAAUUCCAGAAUUCGAAAUGAUCUCGCUCAUCAUCACGACAACAAAAAGUCUUUGAAUCAACAAGGCAUCAAAUAAGCUUUUACGAGAAAAAGAGCACUCCAAAAACCAAGGUAACCACCCCAUCCCACAACUAACAAACCACUACUCCCAACCGCCAUCAGACAUCCCAAGGUAAACCUUAUCCAUCCCAAGAUAACCAUACCACCAAAAUGUGUCAAGGCCGCAUAAUCUCCCACUUCUGCCCCUCCGCCCUCGCCGGCGACCCCCGCUGCCCUGCUUACCGCCUCACCACCCUUAACGGCGGACGUAUCCCCGCCUGGUCCUAUUAUUUCGACUCAGCCACCGCUCACUGCUGCGGUCGACACUCUCCCCGCGUCGACUGUGGCGACUGUCCUUACAACACGUAUGGCCGACGUAGUGACGUUACCCGCUUAGGGCAGGAGGUGGUGUCGGUUUGUGUGAUUCAGGGAGAGAGUAUGUGCCCGGUUUGUACGAGACGGUUUGAGCGGGAGAGGAGGGAGGCUGGGGAGGAGACGGAGGGGUGGGCGGUGAGGGAGAUGUGGAGGGGGAAGGAGAGGAGGGAGAGGGAACGGUUGGAGAGGAUGGAGAGGGAGGAGAGGAUGGAGGAGGGGAGACUGGUUGGGGAGAUGGAGAGAUUGAGGGUUGAGGAUCGGUUUGGGAGUGUGGAGAAUGUGGAGGUUUUGAGGAGGGAGUUUGAGGGGAUGAGGUUUUGUUGAUGGGUGAGGUAAGUGGUUGUAGGACUGACCUCGUUU